Molecule: messenger RNA, 5541 nt
Organism: Podarcis raffonei (Aeolian wall lizard)
Lineage: Eukaryota; Metazoa; Chordata; Lepidosauria; Squamata; Lacertidae
Gene: GPD1L
Product: glycerol-3-phosphate dehydrogenase 1 like
Exons: 8
Coding region: 127-1185 (352 amino acids)
Biological process (GO): carbohydrate metabolic process; glycerol-3-phosphate catabolic process
Cellular component (GO): cytosol; glycerol-3-phosphate dehydrogenase (FAD) complex
Molecular function (GO): protein homodimerization activity; NAD binding; glycerol-3-phosphate dehydrogenase [NAD(P)+] activity
Source: RefSeq, a predicted model, not a curated record
UGGGGGGCGGGAUCGUCUCCUGCGCCGAUUCUGCAUGGGCGGCGGAGGACUGCUGGACGCGGCCAUUGGAGGGUCUCCAGGCGCCGUUCCCUUUGCGCUGCUUCUUUUGCCGCUGCCGCCGCCCCCAUGGCUACAGCGUCGCCCUUGAAAGUCAGCAUCGUGGGCUCAGGAAACUGGGGUUCUGCUGUGGCUAAAAUAAUAGGCAACAAUGUAAAAACGCUGCAAAAGUUCGCUUCUACGGUGAAAAUGUGGGUUUUUGAGGAAAACGUUGAUGGACGGAAAUUAACCGAUAUCAUAAAUAAUGAUCACGAGAAUGUGAAAUAUCUCCCUGGGCACAAGCUUCCAGACAAUGUGGUUGCUGUCCCAAAUCUGAAGGAUGCCGUGCAAGACGCAGACUUGCUGGUUUUUGUCAUUCCCCACCAGUUCAUUCAUAAAAUUUGCGAUGAGAUCACGGGGCGCGUAGCCAAGAAAGCUGUCGGUAUAACUCUCAUUAAGGGAAUAGACGAAGGUCCAGAGGGUCUCAAACUCAUAUCUGACAUCAUCCGAGAGAAAAUGGGAAUAGACAUCAGUGUGCUGAUGGGAGCAAAUAUUGCCAAUGAAGUCGCAGCGGAGAAGUUCUGUGAAACCACAAUAGGCUGCAAAAUUUUGGAGAAUGGCUUCCUCUUCAAAGAACUUCUCCAGACUCCGAACUUCCGAAUAACUGUGGUGGACGAUGCCGAUACUGUUGAGCUUUGCGGUGCUCUUAAGAACAUUGUGGCUGUGGGAGCUGGCUUCUGCGAUGGCCUCCGCUGCGGCGAUAACACCAAAGCAGCUGUCAUUAGGCUGGGGCUGAUGGAAAUGAUUGCCUUCGCGAAGUUCUUCUGCAAGGGGCAGGUGUCCACUGCCACUUUCCUGGAGAGCUGUGGCGUGGCAGACCUGAUCACCACGUGCUACGGGGGCCGCAAUCGGAGAGUGGCCGAAGCAUUUGUUAAAACAGGAAAGUCUAUUGAAGAAUUGGAGCAAGAGAUGUUGAAUGGACAAAAGCUUCAAGGGCCGCAGACAUCCGCAGAGGUGUAUCGCAUUCUUCAACAGAAAGGAUUAGUGGAGAAGUUUCCACUAUUUGCUGCUGUCUACCAAAUCUGCUACGAAGGGAAACCCGUCCAGGAUAUGAUUUCCUGUCUUCAGAGUCACCCCGAGCAUAUAUAACGCAUGCCUUGCCAUUGUCGCAACUCCUGCCUUUUCAUAGUAAUACGUGGGUUCAAAUGGGUAUCAUGAAGUUUUGCAAAGCGUUAACUCCGUUAAGCAAUCAUGGCAAAAUGAAUGUCAAUUUGUAGGUAAUUUUCAGUUUGAUGUAAUAGUGCGACGCCUAGAAUGUCAGCGGUCUUUUUUUUACUGGCUAACAUUUUGGGUAGAUUUCAGAAUAACACCGAGCAGGGCUUUCACACUCCUCUGAGUAUCCAUUUAUAUGUCUUAGCAGUAUGGAAAAUGCUUGAUGUUUUUGUAGCCUUCAUUCUGAUGCUUUCUUUUCCUAAAGGGACCCAUCUAGAGCACUCCAGUGAUUAUUGUUGGCGGGGGGGAGAGAGACGCAGGUACAGAUCCUUUUUCUUUUUUAUGGGCAUCAGAGAUGGCCUGAAAUGCAUUCUGCAUUGAGGCUCUUUGCUAUAUAUAAAAAAAAUGAGCUUCUGUAGUGUACGCCCAGCUUUUAAUCAGGGUUACAUGCCUUUACUUGAGAAUGUUUCUUUUUUUUAACAAAUGUUUUGAUGAUAAUCAAUUUGAUAGCAUUUAUUAGGUGAGGGAAGAGCACUUUGACCUUUUAACUUACUUACAUUUUAAAAGAGAUUUUAAGAAAUUGAGGGGGGGGGGAAUCAAAUGUGUUUAAAUAGUUGCAAUAUCUUUCAUCUUUUAAAAAGGGGAAGUAAUGUAGACAGGGCCUGUGUACCAAACAAGGGGCUUUAUAGAUAUGGCUUUGGUGCUUGGCAUCAUCCCACGUUUAUUACCAAAACGAAACUGUGGUUUUGGAACAUGCGAAUGCAAAACUGGCCUUAUGCCGGCUGGAUUCAGGCAAACAGGUGUGUGUGUGUGAGAGAGAGAGAGAGAGAGAGAGAGAAUUCUCUGAUCCAGUGCAUGUAUGACGGAAAUUGCAAAUUCAUUGCCACUUGGCUUGGAAAGCUAUUCAAAGGAAUUCACAACAGAUACUCAGAUGCAAUCUUGCUACUGAUCUGCUGGCAUGCUUUGAUGUGUUGGAAAUGGCCAGUACGCGGAGAGGAAAAACCUCUUGCGGUUUCGUUGUUUGUCCACUCCUCAAGUUACAUUAGAAAUAGCAAAUUCCCCUGUAUCCCACAGAAAGAUUCCUACACAGGCAACUUAGUGCUGUUAUACUGUUAUCUGACAGCAACUUGUGUGGUUGUGAUUCACAGGCCCUGCGUUCUAGCACUCAGUAUGUUGUGCUUAGUGUAGGUCGGAGGUGGAUAACUCGUGUGCGCCUCCAGAUGUUGUUGGACUCCAUUUCCCAUCAGCCCCAGCCAGCAGGGCUGAUGGUAAGGGAUGAUGGGAGUUGUAGUCCACAAAAUCUGGAGGCACACAGGCUCUCCAUCCCUGGUGUAGGUAAUAUACCAGGGGUGGUUCAGAAUACCACACACCGAGGAAUGUGAUGACAAUUCCCAUUAGCACAUGAUUGUAUAAUAAGCAAACUGUGUUCAGUUAUGACUGUGGUUUAUUUCAGUGCCUGUUAUGACUUCUCUGCCCAGCUGUUGAAAUCUAUUUAAUAGUACCCGCUGACUUAAAAUGAGAAAUGUUUCUGGGCGUUCUUCCUCAUCUAAACUGCCUUGACCUCCCUAAGCGUGUAUAGGACUGUGGUCUUAAAGACUGAAAUAAUUACUUUAUCUUGAUUUACAGCUGUUGAAGAAUCUGAUAUAUCCCUCAAUUCCCUUGUUAGAAUUGGACAUUAAAUACCGUAUUUUUUGCACCAUAACACUCACUUUUUUCCUCCUAGAAAGUAAGGGGAAAUGUCUGUGCGUGUUAUGGAGGGAAUGCCUACAGGUGGCAUGCCUACGGAUUUUCCUCCUCUAAAAACUACGUGCGUGUUAUGGUCGGGUGCGUGUUAUAGAGCGAAAAAUACGGUAGUUCGCCUAUUUAUGUUGGAAGAAAAGAUACCAAAAACUGGGGGGAGGGAUGUUGUCAGGUGUAUUAAUAUGAUUUCAUAACCUGCAGAUGAAUGCAAGUAUGUCAAGUACUAGAAGGCAAUCCUGUGCUGAUUAUGGAACUUUCAGCAUGGAAGUUAUUAUACAUUUAUAUCCCACUUUUCCUAAAAGGGAUUGAAAGUGGUGUGUGUGUGGUCCUCAAGUUUAACCAACAACCCUGUGAAGUAGGUUAGGCUGAGAUGCGGUUCGCCUAAGGUCACCCAGUGAAGCUCCAUGGUAGGAUUUGAACUUGGGUCUCCCCAGUUGUAGACCAGAAUGCUCUCACCACUCCAGCACACUGGCUUUUUAGCUACCUUUACAUCCCCUCCUAGAGGGACGUGGGUGGCACUGUGGGUUAAACCACAGAGCCUAGGACUUGCCGAUCAGGUCAGCGGUUUGAAUCCCCGUGACGGAGUGAGCUCCCGUUGCUCAGUCCCAACUCCUGCCAACCUAGCAGUUCGAAAGCACGUCAAAGUGCAAGUAGAUAAAUAGGUACCGCUCUGGCGGGAAGGUAAACAGCGUUUCCAUGCACUGCUCUGGUUCACGAGAAGCGGCUUAGUCAUGCUGGCCACAUGACCCGGAAGCUAUAAGCUGGCUCCCUCGGCCAAUAAAGCAAGAUGAGCGCCACAACCCCAGAGUUGGUCACGACUGGACCUAAUGGUCAGGGGUCCCUUUACCUUUUUGCAUACCCUCCUAGCCCUUAAAGGGAUUGGGUAUGGUUAUUAAGGUCUUUCUUGUUGGAAGUUCAACAAGAUUCAGAAGACCCAGAAUAGUCCUUCUUUAAAGACUAUGGAAGUGCCCCAAGUAGUUUUAUUGUGCAACCUUUUGAGGUUAUACGUGUUAUAAUGAAAUGGAUACCUGGGAAUGAAUGCCUCACGUACAUUUAUUUACACAGCUGAGAUAGUGCUUAAAACCUGAGAAUGGAGAUACUUUCACACGCCCCUCCCGCCAUGUAGGGAAAAGGAUAGAAACUGAAAAUGCAGAGCAUGUUGUUCUUUGUAUGUGCUAAUUGCAUUUGCAUGUAUUUGCUACAUAGGGAGCUUCUUUACACUGUGUUAGACCAUUGAUCCAUCCAGUGGCGUAGUGCGGGGGAGAGGCCACAGGGGCGCAAAAUUUCAACACCCGGUGCUGCCUCAAUACAGCUGUGCCCUUCCAUUACUGGGCUCCGUUGAAAACAGCUUCUCCAUGAGAACCAGGAAGUGACCUCUCCAGACAAUGGAACAACCCUUCUUUUCUUAUCUCUGUGACUGCAAUCUCCUGGGUGACGCAGACGCCGUUAGGCAAUUGAACGCACAUGCAUACUCCGUCCGUUUACCUCCCACCCAGCCCUGCCACGCGGCCCUAAACACUGGCAACCCAUGCUACACCACUGGAUCCAUCUAGAUCAGAAUUGCCUACACCAGGGGGUAGGGAACUUUUAUUGCUCAGUGGGCCAGACCUUUAUCUCUCCCUCCUUCUGCAGGCAAACUCUGCCAGGUGGGCGUGGUUUGGGGGAAAUGAUGUCACAGGCCAACUUGGACUCCCUGGUGAGCCAUGAUUGACCUGAGGGUCAACUACUGGCAGACGCUGUCCAGGAUUUCUGGGAAGGGAGAGUCUUUCCCAGCCCUACCCUUUAGAUUCUAGGGAUUGAACCUCUGACCUUCUGCAAGCAAACCAGAUUCUCUACUGCUGAGCUAUAGCCCCUUCCCCAUAGUCAUGUAAGUGAAUUGCACACCUUUCCCCACACACACACACAUGUAAUAAAAGCACAUGUGAAACAUCCUUUGCUAUAGCAAUUAAAAAAACAAAAUGAUUCUGUAAACAUGUUUUGUUAACUCUCUACACCGCGAGUGUGCAGCUGCUAAUUUUAUGGGCUGCAUUUUGCCUUCAUUUUCUUGAUUCCACUAUUCUGUUGACUAGGAAAGAUGGUCAGGACUUGAGUGGCUCAAAUUUAAUGUGGUACUGUGAGAUUUGUUUAGAAUCUCAGGAGAGCAUGUUUGAAAGAAUGGCUGUUGGUGGGCUAUAUUGGGCAGAAAGCACACACUCCCCUUGAUGGCAUAAACCCUAUUGGGUCUUAUGGGAAAUUAUGACAUUUCUUUUUAAUUUUUAAUUAUCUAGCUUAAUAAUGGACCUGCCUUUAUUAUCUUUUUAACAUACAAUGUGUAUGUCCAUUUAUGUUUUGUGUAGUACAUAAAGGGCUAUGUAAACUGAAUGUAGCAAAUUACAUGUACUGUUGAAUCACUUUUAAAGCUAUUAACUCUGUUUAAUGAAAUGAAUAUUUGCUUUGUUUCUGUUAAGCCAGUUGGUUUUGAAAUGCAAUGGAAGUAACAUUGAAUGAUUUCUCCAAGCUCCACUCACUAUUGUUGUUGUUGUUACUGUUUUUUCAGUAAAACAUAAUAAACUA